AUGGCCAAGCGAUCCGACGUAUUCAAACACACCUUCAGGCUGAAGAAGGAGACGUCACCGGAGUUCGAGAGCGCAGUCGCGGGGCUGCGGGCAGAGGGCAGGGCGCAGCCAGGCCGCUUCAGACUCCACCUCCGCGACCACGUCUUCUGCAUCGAGUUCAUGUCGAAACAGUACAGGGAAAGCCCAUUCCAGGUCGACGUCCUCUUCGCCCAGGCGGAGAAGGAGCACGAGAUGGCCUUCUCCUUCGACUUCUCCACCUUCAGCAACACCUUCUACUUCGAUUUGAAGAAGACGAACAAAUUCGACACAAACAAAGAAUUAAGCAUAACCAUAUGCAUAAACAAGACUAAUCCAACAAACUGCUUCUGUGGCCUGGUGAACCUGGGGGCGACCUGCUACAUCAACUCGCUGCUUCAGACGAUGCGCUACAUGUUCCACUUCCAGAAGGAGCUCUUUGAGGCCGAAGACGGCUUCUACACCACGAACCUGAAGCGCCUCUUCUACCAGAUGUCCACGAACCCGUCUGGCGCCGAAAGGACGCUCUCGUCGCACUUCGUGCACAACCUGCCCUUUGUUGCCUCUGUUUCCGAGCACCAGGACGUCCACGAGUUCUCGAAGCUGCUCUUUGACCGCCUCGAGGCGGAGAACAAGAGCGUCAUCAAAAACAACUUCGAAGGUGCCCAUAAAAUCGUGUUUUCCUGCGACUGCGGCUGCACCGUUGAAAAAGAGGAGUCGUUUCAGGACAUUUCGUUGCAGAUGAAUCGGAGCCAGAGCCUGGCUGAGUCGAUGGCCGCCUUCUUCGAGGACGAGGCCAUCGACGAGUUCCGCUGCGAGACGCACGGGGCGACGGCGGCGACGAAGUCGACGCGUGUCCACCGCGGCCCCCGCUACCUGCUCGUCCUGGUCGGCCGCUUCUCGUUCGACUGGGAGUCGAAUUCGCCCCUGAAAAACAACGGCCACUUUUCGUAUCCGCCUGAACUCGACCUGGGCGCCUUCUGCGCCGAUUCGGCGGCCUCUGAGCGCUACGCGCUGCUGAGCACCGUCGUGCACGCUGGCAGUGCCAGCCAGGGCCACUUCUACGCGUUCGUGCGAAUUGGAGGCCGCUUCUACAAAUUCAACGACGAGGCCGUGACGGAGGCGACUGAGGAGGAGGCCGUCGACUGGAACUUCGGUGGCGAAAACGCCUUCACGGGCAGAACGAAGAAGUUCAGUGCCUACUGCCUCGUUUACGAAAAGAAGGCAGAUUACGAAAAUAAGGCAGAAUCAGGCGGAAUCUUCUUCCUCGAAAAUGUCCCAGAGGCAUUGACGAGGGAGCCAGUGACUGAGACAGUCGCAGUCCUCGACAGCCGCUUUCUCUCAGGCGCAUUCUGCCCUGGCGCCUACGCCACCGGCGCAGACUACGCGGCCAGGAGGCCACAGACGGUGGAGCUGUCGCAGUUCGACAGCCUCCCAUCACUGAUCAGAGACAAAGACGCCUACCAAAUGCAAAAUGGUCGAUUUGAGAAGGUGACCAAAAACAUAGGCGGAACAGCCCCCCUUGUUCUGGUCGAAAAGGGCCCAGGCACCUUCGUCAUUUUGAAGACGUUUCAGGAGACGCCGUCUUGUUCGACCUGCCCAGAGAAGUUGAAGACGGUCGGAGCCACCCGAAUCAGGCGACUCGAGGAAAUCACAGGGGUGGAAGAGGGAAUAGGCGCAUUCAGGGAACAGGCUGACGGAGUCGAGAGAAUCGAGAGAUUCGAUGACGUCAGAGAGGGCGACGUCCUCGUCGCCACCGCCUGCGACGGCAGUCUCCUCGGCGACUACGUCGAAUUCCUCAGAAAACGAAGGUGCCUCUUCGUCCAAGUCGGCGACCAGCAGCUGCCCCUCUUUGCAGAGAGGCAGCUUGGCCAGGCCGAGCUGGCCCAGGAGAUCCAGCGCACCUUCCUCUCUCCCCUUCCUCUGCUUUCUGGUGGCGUAGCCACUGGCAACCUCCUUCGAGUCGAAUUCGACGAGCCAGUCAACGUCUUCUACGUUGGCUCCCUCUUCGGCCGCCUCAAUGUCGGUGCAAUUCCACACGUUCAUCCUUUCGUCCUUCCUGCAGCUGCAACUCGGGCUGACUUCGUCAGACUCCUUCGUCGCAGCACCCACCCCUGUUUGAGAGGCGUCUACGGCCUCGAUUCCAUUUCGGUGAUGCAGACGCACAGGCAGGUGCCAGCUGUGACCGUGGUGGAGAAUGAGACCGAUCUGAUGCCAGUUGGUGGGCUGAUUGUGGUCAGAGAGAGGCUGACUGAUCCACUGGUGGUCUGUUUCAUUGAUUCAUUCAGAAACAUCGUUGAUUACCCAAUUGUGGUGGAGAGGGUGAAGACAGUUGCAGAAUUCAGGAGGAAAUACAUGGUACUGGGAAGAAUAUUCAGGAAAGGAGGAGUUGGAGAUGAGUGUGUAGAAUGUGGGGAUGAUGAGAUGGUUGAUAUGGGAGAAAAAGGAUAUUUAUUAGUGGAGCAGUAG
Enterospora canceri is the source of this 2484-nucleotide messenger RNA. The record is from the annotation of a GenBank genome assembly. Lineage: Eukaryota; Fungi; Microsporidia; Enterocytozoonidae.